CCCCAGCCAAUGGUGUCAGAGCGGUGGGCGGGGCGGGACCAAUCGGAGCAGCGGGGCGGGGCCGCCGGGUUCGCGGGGCCGGGUGGGCGCGCGGCGGCGGCGGCCGUUGCCAGGGGGAGUCCCGGCGCGUGACGGUUGCUCCGCGGCGAUGGCUUCGAGCGGGGAGGAACCGAGGAGCGGUUCCCCGGGCCGGGCGGGCAACGGCAGCGGCCCCGAACCGGCGCUGGACACGGCGGAGGAUUUCGAGGUGCUGGAAGAGGAGGAGGAGGAGGAGGAGGACCUGAGCGAGAUGCCGCCGCUGGAGGACGUGUCCCGGCCACCGGCCCCGCCGCCGGAGGAGCGGGGCGGGAGGGAAGCGGCCGAGGACCCGCAGGAGUGGCUGGAUGUGCUGGGGAGCGGGCUGCUCAAGAAGAAGACGCUGGUGCCGGGCCGGGGGGCGGACACGCGGCCCCGCAAGGGCCAGGACGUGACCGUGCGCCUGAAGGCCGCGCUGGAGGACGGCAGCGUGGUGGAGGAGAACCCUGCCCUCACCUUCACACUGGGGGACUGCGAUGUGGUGCAGGCUCUGGACCUGUGUGUGCAGCUCCUGGAAAUGGGAGAGACAGCUUUGAUCGUGUCAGAUGCAAAGUACUGCUAUGGAGCUCAGGGCAGGAGCCCUGACAUCCCACCCAACGCAGCCCUCACCCUGGAGGUGGAGCUGCUGGAGGCUCGGGAUGCCCCAGACCUGGAGCUGCUCAGUGGGAAGGAGAAGGUGGAGCUGGCCAACCGCAAGCGGGAGCGCGGCAACUUCUUCUACCAGCAGGCAGACUACGUGCUGGCCAUCAACUCCUACGACAUCGCCCUCAAGAUCAUCAGCUCCAGCUCGAAAGUGGACUUCAGCCCGGGCGAGGAGGCUGAGCUGCUGGACGUGAAGGUGAAAUGUCUCAACAACCUGGCGGCUUCUCAGCUGAAACUGGACCAUUACGAGGCAGCUCUCAAGUCCUGUAACCUCGUCCUGGAGCACCAGCCAGGGAACAUCAAGGCUCUGUUCCGCAAGGGCAAGGUCCUGGCUCAGCAGGGCGAGUUCAGAGAGGCCAUUUCCAUCUUGAAGGCAGCGUUGAAGCUGGAGCCUUCAAACAAGACCAUCCACGCCGAGCUCUCGAAGCUGGUGAAGAAGCACGCGGACCAGAGGAACGUGGAGACCGAGAUGUACAGGAAGAUGCUCGGGAAUCCCAGUGCCACUGGGGCGCCCGGGAAGUGCAAAGACAAACUGCGCUGGUCCAUCCCCUGGAAGUGGCUCUUCGGUGCGACAGCCAUCGCGCUCGGCGGCGUGGCCUUGUCUGUGGUCAUUGCAGCGAGGAACUAAGGAUGGCAACGGGGUGGCCCCGUGGCACAGGACCUGCACUGGGAUCUGCCUCUCCCCUGCCGGGGCCUCGCUGACCCCUUCCCAUGGACUCGCAGGAAUACGAUGCUUUCUCUGCCGGAGGUGCCGAAUCCCCCCUCCCGCUGUCCCCCCGUAUCCCUCCCGGUGGCACAGCUGUGGGGAUGGAGCCGCAGGCAGGGCACAGCCCCCCUGAGCCCCUGCCUGGCAAUGGGGGGGCUCAGCCCCCAGCCCUGAGGCUGUUGGAGGGAGCAGGAGCUCCUGUGCACCGGUACAACCAUGGCUGUCCCCAGACAAAUGAACCCCCAUGGGUGCCACGGUGCUGCUGGCACGGCAAGACGGGCAGGGGAGGCACAUGGAAGGAAAGCACAUGGGUAUGAAGCACAGUGGUCUCUGCAGGAAGGGAAGCGGUGCGGAUGUG
This is a messenger RNA of Neopsephotus bourkii (Bourke's parrot), 1781 nucleotides long. It is a transcript of the gene FKBP8, whose product is annotated as FKBP prolyl isomerase 8. The transcript has 9 exons. NCBI's taxonomy places the organism in Eukaryota, Metazoa, Chordata, Aves, Psittaciformes, Psittacidae. Gene Ontology annotation, molecular function: peptidyl-prolyl cis-trans isomerase activity; protein binding. Bases 149 to 1345 code for a protein of 398 amino acids. The record is from RefSeq and is a predicted model, not a curated record.